AUGGCGAACCCUGAUGUUGCCAAUCCUAAAAGCUUAGACUUCACAUUUCCCGGUACCGACAUAGAGAGAAAGGAUGUGGAUGAGAAGAUCGAAUACCAGACCGGCUCCUCUGUCGCUACUGGACUUGCUGCGCUUGUACUGCACUGUUUUCAGGUCAAAUUGCUUCGAACUGGGGACAGGGACAAGGAGAGGGUCAGACAGUCGUUCAAGAGACUCAAAGAACAUGGCGGGAUGCUGAAGGCUUUCAAGAAGAAUAUUGGCGCGACUGAGGAGAGCGAUCACAAGUAA
Botrytis fragariae is the source of this 288-nucleotide messenger RNA. RefSeq lists its product as uncharacterized. The record is from RefSeq and is a predicted model, not a curated record. Bases 1 to 288 code for a protein of 95 amino acids. The transcript has a single exon. Lineage: Eukaryota; Fungi; Ascomycota; Leotiomycetes; Helotiales; Sclerotiniaceae.